AUGACGACCUUCACGGCCCGCCGGAGCAAGCCUGAGCUGGUGGUGCCAGCGAGGGCGACGCCGCAAGAGGUGAAGUCCCUCUCCGACGUGGACAACCAGCAGGAUCUGCGGCUAUACGUGACCAUCCUCGAGUUCUUCCGGCGCCGCGUCCCCGGAGUGCCGGAGCAGACGGCGGCGAGCUCCAUCAUCAAGGCCGCCCUGGCAGAGGCGCUGGUGUACUACUACCCUGUCGCCGGCCGCCUGCGGGAGCUCCCCGGAGGAGACAAGCUGGUGGUGGACUGCACGGCGGAAGGUGUGGUGUUCGUGGAAGCGCACGCUGAUGUGCGGCUGGUGGAGCUUGGGGUGCCGCUGGAGCCACCCUACCCCUGCGUCGACCAGCUCCUCUGCGAUGUCGGAGAUGUUAGAGCAGUGGUUGGCAAGCCGUUGCUCUACUUGCAGAUGACGGAAUUCAGAUGCGGAGGCUUCGCCAUCGCGUUGACCAUGUGCCACAGCAUCGUCGAUGCCUUCGGUAAGGUCCAGCUCUUGAAAUGCAUAAUUGACCUGGCGCGAGGUCAAGAAGUUCCUACCAUCUUGCCUUCAUGGGAAAGACAUCUUCUUGUAUCCUCAUCCGAGGCUACAUCAGAAUCCUAUCAAGUUGACAAUGAUGCCACGUCGCCACCGGCGCAUGCACAAUUAAUUACACUCGAGGGAAUGGUGACCCGCUCCUUCCUCUUCGGCUCAAGGGAGAUAGCCGCGCUGCGGGGAGCUCUUCCAAAGCGCCUUGCCCGAUCUGCCACUUUGUUCGAGCUUAUCACGGCGGUGUUGUGGCGAUGCAGGACGGCGGCGCUAGAGUACGUCCCCGACGAGCGUGUGUUCGUCGCGUUUGUUACGAAUGCCCGCGGGAGCUGGAAGCGCAACCCGCCGCUUCCCGCGGGGUUCUACGGGAACGCGCUCUUCGGCACCGUAGCAGAAGCUGCCGCCGGCGAGCUAUGCGGGGGUUCACUUGCCGACGCGGUGGAACUCGUGCGCGAGGCCAAGUUACGGGUGACGGACGAGCACGUGCGAUCGGUGUUGGACAUCAUGGCAAGGGGAAAGCGUGAGUUGGAGGUGGCGAUGAAUAGGACCUUCAUUCUGUCAGACAUAACCCGCUGUGGGGACGCCUCGCUGGACCUAGGCUGGGCAGAGCGUGUGGGUGGCGGUGUUCCGAUGGCCGGUGAUAUCAUAACCAGGCUGUCGAGUGUUUACAUGAGCUGCAAAGAUGCCAAUGACGAGGAGCGUAUAAUGGUGCCUAUGGUCUUGCCUGAGCAUGCAAUGGGGAUAUUUGCAUCUCAGCUCGCCGUGGCGACCAAGGAGCUUGCACGGAGCUCGUUGUAG
Lolium rigidum is the source of this 1353-nucleotide messenger RNA. RefSeq names its product acyl transferase 1-like. The record is from RefSeq and is a predicted model, not a curated record. The coding region runs from base 1 to 1353 and encodes 450 amino acids. Lineage: Eukaryota; Viridiplantae; Streptophyta; Magnoliopsida; Poales; Poaceae. The transcript has 2 exons.